AUGGGCGUCUGGCAAAACGCCAAGCUCCUUGCUGACCAGUAUGCGGCUCAUGGAUAUCUCUGUCUUGUUCCCGACAUUUUCCUCGGCGAUUCCGUUCCUAUAAACCGACCUUAUGACUUUGAUGUCAAGAAGUGGAUCAUGCAGGGUUCUGAGGGGAACUCUCCUCACACACCAGCCGUUAUCGAUGCCAUUGUGAAGAAAGCCAUUGUGUAUCUCACCGGUCAGCAUGGCGUUGUAAAGCUAGGCGCUAUUGGCAUCUGCCUUGGAGCUAAGUACGUUGCUCGUCACUUCAGCUCCGGAAUAGCUGUGGGCUUCAUUGCUCACCCAGCAUUCAUGGAGGAAGCGGAGUUGGAAAGUAUUACCGGGCCGCUCUCGAUCGCUGCCGCUGAGAACGACUAUAUAUUCACCACCGCAAAGCGUCACAAGUUCGAGGAAAUUCUCUCUAAUAAGACGCCCAAGGUCCCGUACCAGAUUUGUCUCUACUCGGGAACUACCCAUGGAUUUGCAGUUCGUUGCGAUCUGAGUAUUCCUGAGCAGAAAUAUGCCAAGGAGCAGGCGUUCCUACAGGCUGUCAACUGGUUUGAUGAAUAUCUUCUUGGAUAA
This is a messenger RNA of Penicillium brasilianum, 603 nucleotides long. The record is from the annotation of a GenBank genome assembly. NCBI's taxonomy places the organism in Eukaryota, Fungi, Ascomycota, Eurotiomycetes, Eurotiales, Aspergillaceae.